UUCCUCAAUUCGGAGUAUAGUGGGAUCUUACCUGUUCUGUUUCUUUUGGCUAGUUUUUCGCUUCAGGCACGGGAACGGGCAACGCACUUGACUAUUCAAAACCGCGAUGACCGGUGCACGUAUUAUAUUUUGCUCUAGAAUUUAU
This is a messenger RNA of Tuber aestivum (summer truffle), 145 nucleotides long. Lineage: Eukaryota; Fungi; Ascomycota; Pezizomycetes; Pezizales; Tuberaceae. The record is from the annotation of a GenBank genome assembly.